AUGUCCAGCAUACCAGCAAACUUGACUAAGCCAGCUCUGCGCUUGCUCUCUGAGUAUUUAUUGACCAACUACAAGAAAGGUGUCCGGCCUGUUCGGAACUGGAGGAAGACCACCAACGUGGCCAUCGAUGUCAUGAUCUACGCCAUACUGAGUGUGGAUGAGAAAAACCAAGUCCUGACAACAUAUAUCUGGUACAGGCAGCACUGGAUUGAUGAGUUUCUGCAAUGGAAUCCGGCAGACUUUGACAACAUCACACAGAUGUCUGUCCCUACUGAGGACAUCUGGGUCCCCGACAUUCUUAUCAAUGAAUUCGUGGAUGUGGGCAAAUCCCCCAACAUUCCCUAUGUUUACAUCCUCCAUCACGGGGAAGUACGGAACCUCAAGCCUGUCCAGGUGGUCACUGCCUGCAGCCUGGACAUCUAUAACUUCCCCUUUGAUGUGCAGAACUGCUCUCUGACCUUCACCAGCUGGCUGCAUAACAUCCGGGACAUUAACAUCUCCUUAUGGCGGAGCCCAGAAGAAGUAAAACACGACAAGAGUGUCUUCAUGAACCAGGGGGAGUGGGAGCUUCUGCAUGUGCUCAGCCAGUUCCGAGAGUUCAGCGUUGGUGACAGUGACUUCUAUGCCGAGAUGAAGUUCUUCGUGGUCAUCCGGAGACGCCCCCUCUUUUAUGCAGUCAGCCUCCUGCUCCCCAGCAUCUUCCUGAUGGUCAUGGACAUUGUGGGGUUCUACCUGCCCCCCGACAGUGGAGAGAGGGUCUCCUUCAAGAUCACCCUGCUCCUGGGUUACUCUGUUUUCCUGAUCAUUGUGUCCGACACAUUGCCAGCCACCGCCAUCGGGACGCCACUGAUAGGGGUCUAUUUUGUGGUCUGUAUGGCUUUGCUGGUCAUCAGCUUGACUGAGACCAUCCUCAUUGUACGGCUAGUGCACAAGCAGGACCUGCAGCCUCACGUCCCUGACUGGGUGAAAUACUGGGUGCUGGAGCGUGCCACCAUCUUGUUCUGCAUCCGAGACAGGAAUGCAUUCUCUCCAGUCCACACUCAGAGCUCCGACAUCUCCAGGAACAUGGAGAACAAUGACAGCACAGCCAAACUGAACCACUACAGCUGUGAAAGCACACGUGACUUUGAAGGAGGAGCAAGUGAUACAAUGACCCAGCCACAAGGGGAGAGCUCCCUGGUGGUUGAAAAUAUCCUGCAGGAGAUUGUGGCCAUCCGCCAGUUUCUGGAGAAGCGAGAUGAAUUCCGUGACAUAGCUCGUGAAUGGCUGCAGGUCGGCUACGUCCUGGACGUCCUCCUCUUCCGGGCCUACCUGGUAGCCGUGCUGGCCUACAGCAUCACAUUGGGCACUCUGUGGUCCAUUUGGCAAUAUGCCUGAGACACACCUACACAACCAUACAAAUGGGUUUGUCAUCAAACAGUUGUGCUUAAUUUGUCUCUCUGAGGUCUUUGGACUCAUUGAUAUGGUGAACUAAGAUCCAGGCUCUGAGGUACCGCUCAUGGGCAUGCAUCUUAAGACUGCUGUCUUCAAGUGUCUCUUAAGUCUAGUCAGUGUGUGUCUAUUUUAUUAUUGAGGUGCAGCAUGUAAACAUCCUAAAAAUAACAGCCUUAUGAUGCAUGCUAGCAAAAAUAUUUCCAGUUCUAGGUUCCAAACUGGAUGGGUAAAAAAGGGGAGGCGAACAUGAGUUGCAUGGGAUUAAUCUUUUAUGUAACCUUAAAUCCAGUCUUCUUGCCUUCCAUCCUAUUCAAUCCUUUCAUUGGCAUCUUGGGCUUCUACUGGGAAGAAGGGUGGGAUAUAAAUCUAAUGAAUAAAUAAACACCUUUCUCACCCCAGCUUGGAGUGAAGGAGCUUCAUCCUGGCAAUCAAGCCUGCUUUUUAUAUAUGUGGUAUCUUGAGGAUAAGCCAUAAAGUCAGGAUAUGGAUGGAAAUCCUGUAACUGAGACUGCCUUUGCAUAUUUUAUUUAGCAGAGGUUUUAUGUUAAGAACUUAUGAAAGGAAGUUUUUUCAGUGAGACCUACAACCAGAUCAGUAUCACAAUUUGUCACUUACUGCAGUCCUAUCCCAUUACCUUACUGGGUUUGGGGCCAGGUGUUGCUCAGAACCAUGCUCCAUCGGCAUUUUCUCUCCUUUACUCUUAUCCUCACUUCUGAAGUCAGUUCUCACUGGGACUAUGUUUUCCAGUCACCUUGAAAUAUUUCCCAGACAUUCACUCUGAGGGAUGCAUGAUGCUCGAGACUGUUUUCCCAUUUUGUAAAUGACAAUCUACCCCCUCUGUACAGUACAUGGCAACUU
This is a messenger RNA of Rhineura floridana, 2292 nucleotides long. RefSeq names its product 5-hydroxytryptamine receptor 3A (gene HTR3A). Gene Ontology annotation, biological process: chemical synaptic transmission; monoatomic ion transmembrane transport; nervous system process. The coding region runs from base 1 to 1377 and encodes 458 amino acids. The transcript is spliced from 8 exons. NCBI's taxonomy places the organism in Eukaryota, Metazoa, Chordata, Lepidosauria, Squamata, Rhineuridae. The record is from RefSeq and is a predicted model, not a curated record. Gene Ontology annotation, cellular component: synapse; neuron projection; postsynaptic membrane. Gene Ontology annotation, molecular function: transmembrane signaling receptor activity; extracellular ligand-gated monoatomic ion channel activity; neurotransmitter receptor activity.